AUGCUCCCAUUCGGUGCCGCGCUUUGGGUUGCAGCUGCAGUGGUCGGAGCACUGCGAGCAGGUGGAUUUGCGUUCGUACAGGAGGGUCUGAUGGGGUCUGAUGGGGGAGUUUGCAGUGCUCCUCCUCCAGUCCAGGACCAGUUGCCAGAAAAUAAAAUGCAGGGCGGUGGCUGGGGGCGCAGCGGAAACGACAGCACACAACAGGCAGAAGAGUACAGGCGAGACAGUGCAGAUGGGGAGGGACAUUGA
This is a messenger RNA of Glarea lozoyensis ATCC 20868, 249 nucleotides long. RefSeq lists its product as uncharacterized. The transcript has a single exon. Lineage: Eukaryota; Fungi; Ascomycota; Leotiomycetes; Helotiales; Helotiaceae. The record is from RefSeq and is a predicted model, not a curated record. The coding region runs from base 1 to 249 and encodes 82 amino acids.